Neodiprion fabricii is the source of this 3011-nucleotide messenger RNA. RefSeq names its product arrestin domain-containing protein 17. The record is from RefSeq and is a predicted model, not a curated record. NCBI's taxonomy places the organism in Eukaryota, Metazoa, Arthropoda, Insecta, Hymenoptera, Diprionidae. Bases 223 to 1527 code for a protein of 434 amino acids. Gene Ontology annotation, biological process: protein transport. Gene Ontology annotation, cellular component: cytoplasm. The transcript has 7 exons.
AUAAGCGGCGGUGUAUUGGCAAAGCAGUGUGCUCUCGCGCUUUAGUCGUUGAGGAUCGCCUAGAGAUUGUCAACUACGGCAAUCAUUCGUACAAACGUCGCAUACCGAAAUUGCAAAAUUUCCGCAUCGAAAAGGCGAAUCAGUUGUGUGAUACACAGUAUAAAUACUAUUUUAUUGUUAGUGGCACAGGACUGGCGGCGCACAUUAGUUUAACAAGUUGAAAUGGUACUCAGGGACUUUCAGAUACUCUUUGACAAUCCGUGGAAUACGUUCUAUGGAGGCCAGACUGUGACUGGACGGGUUCUCGUAGUCAUUGACUCAACGAAGAAGAUUCGUGGUAUAAAUAUAAGGAUAAAAGGCGAAGCGAAUACUGCCUGGACAGAGAGUAAAUCUGAGCUGAACAAUGAUGGAAAGUACAACGACGAAAACCAAAUGGUUACCGGUCACGAGCAAUAUUUCAAUAUACAAUACUAUCUCCUUGGUGGAGCUUCAGGUGUCGAGAUUCAGCUACCUCCCGGCGAACACACUUAUCCCUUCAGCUGUGUCUUGCCGCCGAAUUUGCCGAGUAGUUUUGAAUCGGACCUAGGCCACGUCCGAUAUACUGUAAAGGCAACAUUGGAUCGACCAUGGAAGUUUGAUCAAGAAGUGAAAACAGCAUUUACGGUCAUAUCGCCGCUCGAUCUUAACCAGGAACGAGGAGCCGCGGAACCUGUCAAUGAGGAAUUAACGAAGACCUUUUGCUGCCUAUGCUGUGGGUCCGCACCUCUGAACGUAAAUGUGAUGCUACCAGUGCGAGGCUACGUCCCGGGCCAAGUUAUUCCGAUUAGGGUGAACGUUGAGAAUCUCAGUAAUGUAACAGUCGACACAGUCAAGUUCGUGCUGAGAAAAGUAGUAACUUUCACGGCAAGCUUACCGUCUCAUGCAACGAAGAAGGUCAAGAUCGUAGUUUCGGAAAUCGGAAAAGGACCCGUGGAAGCCGGUGCUACCGUACAUUGGGAGGAAAGGCUUACCGUUCCUCCACUUCCGCCUUCGAAUCUCGCGAAUUGCGGUAUCAUCAAACUUGAGUACUGCAUCAAAAUAGAGGCCUGCGUUUCGGGGUGGUAUCACCGUAAUCUGAAGAAAAAUAUCCCGGUAUACGUGGGUACGGUCCCUCUCACGAGUUACCAACCUCCGAUUGCUCUACCACCUGGUACCGGCCUCAAACCUGAUGACUAUCCAACCAAACUGGCAGAUCCAACAUACGGCGGUUAUCCGAGCGGCUAUCCAGCCUUUAAUCCAUCUGCUACCGCACCAGCAGCAACUGCACCUGGUUUCGUCGCGCCAGAUCAAUCUGGAAACAUGAUGCCAGUAGCACCACCGCCGUUGCCACCAGCGAUGGACAUGUACCCCAAUCUUCCCCCACCAUCAUACGCAGAAUCGCGUUACGGAGCACGUAGUAUACGUGAGCGUGGUGAGUCAGAACAUGUACUCGGAGCAAGAAAUCAAUUUGCGCCAAGGUAUCCCGUCUACAACUUUGCACAAGAAUAGAAAACUCAAUGUAUUCGAAACUGAGCGUGCUGUGAAAGUGAAUCUCUACAUAAUAUUCCAAAGCUAGACAUUUGUUCAAUUUCACUGACAAGUUUUACGCAUUAAUAAAUGUUGCGUGAUCCAGACAAAUCGAGUAAUAAUAUUUAAAGUGAACAAUUGAGGAAUUAACAUAAGGACACUAUUUUUUAACAUUGUUGUAAAUGCUUCUGUACUAACAUCAAUUAUUAAGUUUUUACAUGUUUUGAUGCAGCUAUAUAGAUAUAAAAUAGAUCAUUCGCUAAAAAAGACUGUGUUAAUCAAUUGCUUAUAUUUUGAAAACGUUACAACGGUCACCAUUAUUAAGGUGGCGAUAAUAUUGCUCAAAUGUAAAUCCCUGAUUUUUCCUGUCUAAAAAUUCAGAAUUCCCUAUAAUGUUGGGCAGCUUUUAUGACCAAAAGUUCCAGAAAUUAUGCACCUUCAAUAUAUAAAUUUAGAUCCAAAAACCCAUAGUUUUACCUCGUUUCACACAUAUAAUUACAAAUUGAACAAUGCCAUUUCCGGAAGUUAGCUUACCUGACUUUACGAAACAUAGCUGAGUUUUCAACACAAUUUAUAAAAAAAUGCGUUUUUUUUCUGCAGGCCAUCAUAAUUGACAUUUAGAUAAAAUAUUUAAAAUAAUACUUUUAUAGACAAAAUUCCCUGAUUAUUCCCGAUUUUCUUGGUGUUUCGCCACCCUGAUUAUGUAAACAUAGUUCAAAUGUCUAAACGUAUUAAUCAAAUUUUGAAUCGUGGGUAGAUUCAAACUUAAAGUGAGGACAGCACCAACAAGGUUGAAUGAAAUGAAGACCAUUAAAAAUAGUCAAAAAAAUCCCCUGACUUUUCCUGGACCAAAUUAUUAGUUUUCCCCGACUAAAAUCCAAACUUAUAAUGGCGAUUCCAGUAUCUAAUAAAUAGAGCUCUAUAUCAAUUCGUAUUUAAAAAUACGUUUCUGAUCUAUUUAACGAUGAUGCUAACCAAGCACAUGGAGACAAAUAUUCUAAAUAUUUUGCUUUUUCAAGAGGGAAGCUUUCUUCUCUCUCCAUACCUCCACAAAAUCCGCUGAAUUUUCUCUGAUUUCCCAGUUUUGGCUGACUAAGUCAUCAUAAAUUAUUCAAUAUAGACACAUUUCUAUUUUUGAUGCCUCAAUUUUGCCAACUUCAAAUACUGACGGAUUCCCAAUUCUCAAGCUAUUCGUACUAAAUACAGUAAUUUUUUUACAACUUUUUUAUUUUCAACAACGAUGAUUAAAUUCAUAGUGUAUAAAAGGAAAGAAUUCUGAUUAAUUAUAUAUAGUAUUCUAUAACAUGUGACAUUUUAAAUUGCGAAUAACAAAAUGAAUCUAGGAGUUCCAGUUGGUAGACUGAAUUAUUAAAGAAUGCAGCAAGUCUGGUAAUUCAUAUUAAGUUUCUCACUGUUGAAUUUGCAGCCCUACUGAUAUCAAUAAAACUUGUGAUUCAUGAUUCAAA